Messenger RNA from Annulohypoxylon maeteangense, 1704 nucleotides. Its product is annotated as putative vanilly-alcohol oxidase. NCBI's taxonomy places the organism in Eukaryota, Fungi, Ascomycota, Sordariomycetes, Xylariales, Hypoxylaceae. The coding region runs from base 1 to 1704 and encodes 567 amino acids. Gene Ontology annotation, biological process: lactate catabolic process. The transcript is spliced from 7 exons. Gene Ontology annotation, cellular component: mitochondrion. Gene Ontology annotation, molecular function: D-lactate dehydrogenase (cytochrome) activity; FAD binding; D-lactate dehydrogenase (NAD+) activity. The record is from RefSeq and is a predicted model, not a curated record.
AUGGCCACCACUUUGCGGCUCAAAUACUCAGAUCCCCUAUACCAAACGGCUCAUGAAGAAGCUUUUUCGAAGCCACUCUUUGAGGAAAUCGAAACUGUCUUACCACCAGACGUGUCCAAAGAAGAAUUCACCUCAGCUCUGGGACAACUUAUCAAUGCUCUAGGAAAGGAUGCUGUUUUUAGCGGACAGGACUUAAGGGAUUAUGUCGAUCCCUACGAGAUCCCCGAGUCUGGACAUAGGAGAAGUGUGCCGAGUGCUGCACUCUGUCCAUCUUCGGUGCCGGAACUUCAAGCUGUAUUGAAGGUUGUAAAUGACUACAGAAUCCCAGUUUGGACAUUCUCAAGAGGAAAAAAUCUAGGCUAUGGAGGACCAGCACCGCGCGUUCCUGGGUGUAUUGCUCUAGACCUGCAUCGGAUGAACAAAAUCCUAGAGGUGAACGAAAAAUUCAGCUACGCAGUAGUUGAGCCCGGAGUAACCUUUGGAGACCUGUACGAAUAUUGCGCGAAAAACAAACUCAAAGUCUGGCCGAGCACGGCAUCUCUCGGAUGGGGAAGUGUCAUCGGUAACACGCUUGAUAGAGGUAUGGGGUUCAUUCCAACCGGAGUACAUCACGAAAACGUGGCCGGUAUGGAAGUUGUUCUUGCGGACGGCGAUGUUGUUCGCACGGGUCAAUUUGCCAUGUCCAAUUCGCCGUCGGCGCAUAUAACGAAGCUGACAUUUGGUCCGACGAUCGACGGGCUCUUCAUACAGAGCAAUCUCGGAAUAGUAACUAAGAUGGGCAUCAACUUAACGCCGCAACCGCAGGCAUACAUGGCAUGUUCUUUUGAUGUCCCGGAAUUUGAGCACAUCGAAAUCAUAACCGAUGUUUUCGGAGAACUUCGACGUAACGGCACCUUACCAUACAUGGUAUACGUCUUUUACAUCGCGGAAUGGGCUACCAUGUUUGGCAAACACUCGGAGUGGUGGGAAGGAGAGGGCCCGAUCCCAGACUGGAGGCUGAAAGAGAUGCAGCAAGAUCUAGAUGCUGGUAUCUGGACCGUGAAAUUCGGGCUUUACGGACCGACGGACCUCAUCAAGGCUCAAUUCGAAGAGGUCCAGCGAGUGGUGGCCAAGGAUGCCCCUGUCGGUCGUCUUCGCCAUACGUUAUUCACCAACGAAAAUGGUGGACUUCUUGAAGCAACAGCUGUUGAUCCAGUCUAUGGUGGAAUUAGAGUGGGAAUCCCCAGCAUGUGGAACAUACCAAUGGUGAACUAUUAUAACCUCCGCAACGACUCGGUUGGGGCACACGGGGCAUAUUCCCCUAUCUUGCCCCUGGAUGGCAAGACCGUACUAGAAUGGGCGAGGACGGCUAAGGGAAUCUGCGCUGAACAAGGCUUCGAUUUUCUGUGCGACUUCUUCAUGCACGAGAGGUAUGCCAUAUUUGUUACCAUGCUUUGCUUUGACAAGACCAGCGAAAAGCAAAGAGUCGGCGUAGAUAAAGUCUUCAACAACCUUUUCGAGCAAGGUAGCAAGCGAGGUUUUGCGAAGUAUAGAGCACAUAUAAACCACAUGGACUUGAACGCUGAUCUGUUCGAUUUCAACAAUCAUGCUUACCGACGUUUCGUCGAGACAUUGAAGGAAUCGUUAGACCCUAACGGCAUUCUGUCGCCUGGGAAACAAGGAAUCUGGCCGCAGAGGUUGAUGCGCUUCAAGCAUCUUCAUUAA